AUGGAACGCGUGCGCGAUAACGACGCGUGCGCGAAGGCGCUGGCGGACGCGGUGGAGACGGCGUCGAGAGAAGCGAUCGAGAAGCGAGGGACGUUCGCGGUGGCGCUCGCGGGGGGGUCGCUCGCGAAGGCGCUCGGAGCGCUGCGGGAGGAGACGCGGCGAGUGGAGUGGGAUAAAUGGCGAGUGUUUUGGGUGGACGAGCGAUGCGUGAAGUGGGACGACGAGGAAUCGAAUUUUGGAGGCGCGAUGCGGGCGCUGUUCGGGGACGUGAGCGUGAAGCGAGAACGGUUGUACGCCGUCGACGAGACGCUGUGCGAACGCAACGAGGGCGCGGCGAAGCCGUGCGCGGAGGCGUACGAGAGAGAUUUACGCGCGCUGACGCCGGACGUGAUCGAGUUGAACGAAGAUGGAUUGCCGGUGUUCGACAUGCUCUUGCUCGGAUUCGGGCCCGACGGUCACAUCUGCUCGCUGUUUCCAAACCACGCGCUGUUGCGCGAGACCGAGGGAUGGAUUUUACCAAUCGCCGACUCGCCGAAACCGCCGCCGGAACGCGUGACGUUCUCCUUGCCCUUGGUGAACGCCGCUCGAGCGAAAGUUUUUGUCGCCUCCGGUGCGGGAAAAGCCGAAAUGACGGCUCGAAUAUUGGAAGAGGCGCCGCAAGAUGGCUCCGUGCCCGCCGCCUUGGUCACCGGGGACGUGCGAUGGAUCGUCGACGACGCCGCGGCUUCGAAAAUGAGAAACAGUUAA
This is a messenger RNA of Ostreococcus lucimarinus CCE9901, 747 nucleotides long. RefSeq lists its product with no specific name. The transcript has a single exon. The record is from RefSeq and is a predicted model, not a curated record. Gene Ontology annotation, biological process: carbohydrate metabolic process; pentose-phosphate shunt. Gene Ontology annotation, molecular function: 6-phosphogluconolactonase activity. Bases 1 to 747 code for a protein of 248 amino acids. Lineage: Eukaryota; Viridiplantae; Chlorophyta; Mamiellophyceae; Mamiellales; Bathycoccaceae.